AUGGGCCGUGCAGGCAAGAUGAAGAAGAAGCAGGGUCACGGUGGCCCUGCCAACCCCAAAUGGCAGCGCGACCGUCAACAGAACGGCAAGACAUGUGCGCAAAAACAGGAUGACAUCUCUCUCUCUUCUGCGCUCUCUCUGCUCUCUCUCUCUCUGCUCUCUCUGCUCUCUCUCUGCUCUCUCUCUCUGCUCUCUCUCGGCUCUCUCUCUGCUCUCUCUCUGCUCUCUGCUCUCUCUCUGCUCUCUCUCUGCUCUCUCUGCUCUCUCUCUCUCUCUGCUCUCUCUGUCUGCUUCACGUGGCCGCACCUACGUGGCAACCAAAAGUACUGGAACAUGAAGAUGGCCUUUGAGCCAGCCCGUGAUCCCGCUGCUGCUAGUGGCGGUAUGGCCAACAGCAAGCUGAAGCCCCUCAAUCGCAAACAAGCCAACAGCAACGCUGCCGCCCAUGCCGCCGCCAGUACUCAGCCCGGCUCGGGUGCCGCUCUGCCCGCCCCCCGCAAGAUUCUCUUUGACGAGAUGUUCUGGCCCGCCUGCAUUAACGCGGCACCCGCCCUCUAUUUGGAUCAACUUCAGCUCAACUGGCAGCAGACUCGCCGCAUUGGCCCUGGCCUCGUCAACAUGGGCAACACGUGCUUCCUCAACGCUGUUCUCCAAUGUCUUACGUACACACCUGCCUUGGCUCAGUUUCUGCUCUCGGACGAUUGCACCCGCAUGUCUCGCAACAAGGGUCCAGAUGCUCUGCACAACCUGGCCACCCAUGUCCGCCGCGCCUUGAGCUCUUCGGCUGGACCCAGCAUAACACCCCAAGCCAUCGUCUCGAAGCUCCGAACCAUUUACAAGCGCUUCCGCCUUGGUCGUCAAGAAGAUGCCCACGAGUUUAUGCGCUUCCUGAUUGAGGCUUUGCAAAAGUCGGCCGUCAGCACCGUGGGCCAGCUUGAUGAGCGCAGCAAGACGACCUCAGUGAUCCAUGGCAUCUUUGGCGGCUAUCUGCGCUCCCAGGUGCGCUGCUUGAGCUGCAAGUACGAAUCCAACACCUAUGAUCCUUUUUUGGACCUCUCCCUCGAGAUUGGCAAAUGCCAGACGCUGGACAAGGCCUUGCGGCAUUUUUUCAGCCCUGAAAAGCUUUUGCGGGAAAACCAGUACCGCUGUGAUGGCUGCCGCAAAUACGUGGACGCUCUCAAACAGUUCUCCUGCCACCACCUGCCCAACGUGCUGACCGUCCAACUCAAGCGUUUCAGCUUCAUCAGCAUGUUUGGUUCUAAGGUGGGCCAGUUUGUUCAGUACCCGGAGAUUCUGGACAUGGCUCCCUACGUCAACAAAACCCAGCAAGCAAGUAUGACGGACCGAGGAACCCGUUAUCGCCUCUACGCUGUGCUGGUACAUGCAGGCCACUCGCUUCAAUCUGGCCAUUACUAUUGCUACGUGCGCAACAGUAACAACAUCUGGUAUCGCAUGGAUGACGCUCGAGUGUCGACGGCCAGUCAACAGGAAGUGAUGCGCCAACAAGCUUACAUCCUCUUUUACACGCGGAUUGCCAAUCCGCGACCAUCGGCACCCGUUGUCGCAAAAGCUGACGCCCAAGCCAAGCCCAAGGCCACCGAGCCCAAGCCAAAAGCAACCCCACCCCUAGCAUCUGACCCCAUCACCAGCGAGGAAGAUGGUCGUCCACAGGCAAAACGCGUGGCACGCGAGGCCGCUGAGACUGUCCCGGACAAGGCGACACUUGUCGGCCUUUCUUCUCUACCUCGGGCCGCCCAACCAGACAGUGACGACAGUGACGACGACAUGGCGAAUGCAGUUGCAAGCUCCGGUGCCGGCUCAAAUCCCGUAGACCCCGUGCUCAUGGCCACACAUACCGAGUGGAACAUUACAUACAAGAUUAGCGCUGCCUCGGCCACGAUUGAUGAAAUCAGCGAAAUCAAUCUGUUUCAAGUCGUCGAGCCUACAAAGUGGCAUGAGGCGAAUGCGCGACGCGAGCGCGCCAAACAGCGUCAGCAGCGUGUGCGGCAGGUCAUUGAACGACAACGCCGUUUGCUGGACCAGCGUUUGCAGCUACACGGCGAUGAGGUUGACUCGGAUCUGGAGGACUCACUGAGUGAGUCGAGCGAGUCACUCAACGAUGCCGAUGCAGAUGACUGGGCUGCCCAUCUGCUCGACGUUGCGAAAAUCAUGGGCAAUGGCUCCACUUUGACCCAGUCUGCCGCCGCCAUUGAGAGCGAUGAGAGCGACGAUGAGUGGGUGCCUCCGGGUGAGCAGGCGGCGCCAUCCGGCUCGGAAGAUAGCAUGACCGACAGUGCGCCAGAAGAAAGUGGCUCGACCCCCAUGCCCGCACAAGCACCCCCCUCUUACUUGGAGGCAGUACGCGCCAGUCUCGGGUCGGAACUUGGGCCCAUGCUCGAUGAAGAGACACUGGAGCUGCUAGCACAGGCAGACCCUGAAGUCCAGGCUCAGAUGAAGCAGCCUUUGCAUGAAGUUUUGGAGCAAUCACUUGUCGUGGUCCAAGAUGCCAUGCUUGAGCAAACCCUGGAUGAAGACGAACAAGUGGUCUAUGACGGCAAGCUUACAGUUGAGACUUGUCCGCCACAUUUGUUGGCCUACGUCAAACAGCAAGUCUCAGCAGCCGCUCGGCAGCUCUUGGAAGACAUUUACUUGACGGAUGAGGAGGAGAACGACCUGGCCACUGGCUCUGCAGCAAACUCGGAUAGCGACGACGAUGAAGAAUCUGACGCGCCUGACUUUGCUCCCGAAUCUGAGUCGACUCCUGCAUUGGACGGUGUUGACGAUCCUCUCCUGGCCUCGGACAGCGACGAUGACGUCGAUGUGGCUAUUGACGGCGCUCCUGUUGCCUCGACCGCCAGUUCUCGCGUGCAAGAAUAUGAAUAUGUGCCGGACGCCGGCCUUCCUCGACACUCGAAUGCGACCCUGGGUUGGGAUGGCAAGCGCCGAGUCGGCGUAGCGCAAAGCUUGGCUGAGACCAAUGAUGGUGUUUUGAGUUGGGAGGGCGCCAUGAGCAGUGCACUGGAUGGCGAGCAGCCGGCGCAGCGCGCAGCUGUGGAUGCUGCCGAUGAGCUCGAGCGUGAGGAGUAUGAUGAGGAUUACGAUCGAGGCCGUGUUAAGAAGGUCAAAACUGGCAAGAAGACUGGACCGGUGGAUUUGAGCCAGCAGCUGCAGCAUUCACACAACCGUCUUAAAAACCUGAAGGGCUUGAACCUCACCAAGGGUCUACGAAAUGAUCGUGGUCGCGGCGGUGGUCGUGGCGGAGGUCGUGGUGGACGUGGUGGACGUGGGGGUCGUGGUGGACGUGGUGGUGGGCGUGGUGGUGGACGUGGCCGCGGUGGUCGCGGCGGUCGUGGCGGUCGUGGCGGUGGUCGCCGUUAGGAUGCUCGGGAUUUUCAUAGUGUCUACUCCUGAAUGUAAUGGGGGUAAUUCGGUCUUGUGUUGUGCUUUUACGUUUUUCGAGUGUUCAAGGAAGUUGGCACUUCCCAAUUGUACGCUAGGCAUG
Molecule: messenger RNA, 3502 nt
Organism: Monosiga brevicollis MX1
Lineage: Eukaryota; Choanoflagellata; Craspedida; Salpingoecidae
Exons: 22
Coding region: 1-3378 (1125 amino acids)
Biological process (GO): protein deubiquitination
Cellular component (GO): nucleus; cytosol
Molecular function (GO): cysteine-type deubiquitinase activity; cysteine-type endopeptidase activity
Source: RefSeq, a predicted model, not a curated record